GUUUUUGCAGCCGCUGCCUAGACGACAGACCACAAGUCAUAAAACUCGUCUCGUGUCGUCCUGACCUCGUUCGAUUUGCCCUCGAUUUUGUCGGCCAUGUUGCCCGCCGUGUGGAUGGCGAGCCUGUGUCUGUGCUUCACACUGGCCGAGGCGCACAUUUGGGCGUGGAUGCUAAACAUGCCGCACAGUCCGCCCAAAGACGGGGCCGCUGCGCUGCGGGAUGUUGCGCCCCCUGCCAGAGCCCCCACGGCGGCGUGCGACCACGACAGGGCCUGUGGGCGAGGUUUCUCCUGCGACCGCCACUUCGGCCUAUGCGUGCCCCUCCGCGGGGAGGGGCACUACUGCCGCAGGGACACCCAGUGUGCGCGGGGCCUCAGCUGCAUGUUCGGGAAGUGCCACCGCAGUAUUCCCAAUGGACAAGAGGGUGCUCGGUGCAAAGUGGACCGGGACUGCGGGGCGUCCAUGUGCUGUGCCCGCCACCACGGCGAGCGCGUGUGCAAGCGGAGGCUGAAGCGCGGCGACGGCUGCUACGUGCCCGACGGCGGCCUGGCGUUCAGCAUCAACCAGAUCUGCCCGUGCGACGAGGGGUUGUUGUGUCGGGAGAAUGCCGUCCCGCGCAGGACAGAGAGGGAUUUUGCAUACCAGGCGGAGCGCACAAGCUGGACGUGCCAAGUGCCCAAACACUAACACCGAGCUUUAUAUCAAUUACUAUUUAUUGACUCCAUUGUACAGAAUUGUGUAUAUGAAAUUUGUGUCGUUUUCUCCAUGUUUUGAUAGUUUCUUUUUAUGUUUUUAACUUGAAGCACUACACUGACCUGUUGUCAUCAUAACACGUUUGCUGUUCUCCAAUAGAACCAAUAAAGAACUGAAA
This is a messenger RNA of Phycodurus eques (leafy seadragon), 871 nucleotides long. Its product is annotated as dickkopf-related protein 3-like. Gene Ontology annotation, molecular function: receptor antagonist activity; co-receptor binding. Gene Ontology annotation, cellular component: extracellular region. Gene Ontology annotation, biological process: multicellular organism development; negative regulation of canonical Wnt signaling pathway. The record is from RefSeq and is a predicted model, not a curated record. Lineage: Eukaryota; Metazoa; Chordata; Actinopteri; Syngnathiformes; Syngnathidae. Bases 97 to 687 code for a protein of 196 amino acids. The transcript is spliced from 4 exons.